Molecule: messenger RNA, 2564 nt
Organism: Anopheles funestus (African malaria mosquito)
Lineage: Eukaryota; Metazoa; Arthropoda; Insecta; Diptera; Culicidae
Exons: 1
Coding region: 427-1947 (506 amino acids)
Source: RefSeq, a predicted model, not a curated record
ACAAUAAUAGAAGUUUUUAAUACAAACAAACAUAAAUUUACAGAUUUAAAUACUGAAGAAAUAAUUCUUUUGUCUGUAUCACUGUACAACAGUUCAGUUCAUUCUUCAACUAAAUUCACUCCAAACGAAAUAUUAUUCAAUCAAACAAAUAUUGAAACUAAUAAUUUUCAAGAAUUGUUCAGAAAAGUAAAAGAAAAUUUAGAAAAGGCAAGAAUGAUUCAAAUGAAAAGAAACGGAAACAAAGAAGAACCCCCAGAACUAAUGGAAGAUAGCGAAGUAUUUAUCAUGCCUAAUGUUCGAAAAAAACUAGACCCCAGGGCAAAACCAACAAAAGUAGCGAAAAAUCAAUUUAAAACAUUUAAUAACACAAAAAAUAUUAAAAGACACAAAAAUAAUAUCAAACGUAUUAAAUCUUAAUCGUUUCAGAUGAAAAAUCACAUUUCAUUACUUGGAUUAAUUCUAAAAUUGACUUGUAUCUAUGGAGGAACACUUCAAAUCAGAAAUUUGGAUAAUGACCCUAUACUAUUCUUAGAAAAGCAAGAAUGUAAGAUACAAACUGGAACAUUGAAAAUCAUACAUCCAAUCAACUUGACUAAUAUUGAAAAUAAUAUAAAGAAAUUUGAAACAAUAGCUAAAAAGAUCAAUAAGAACCUACCAAUAUCAGAUCUAAUAACAGAGAGAGUUGAGGAAAUCAAGAAUAGGUUAGAUCAGAUAGUACCAAGAGAAACUAAACGUAUCAAACGAUGGGACGCUUUAGGGACAACUUGGAAAUGGCUCGCUGGAUCACCGGACGCCGUAGAUCUUCGUAUUAUUAACAGAACGUUGAACGAUCUAAUCAACGAGAACAAUGCACAAAUCAACGUUAAUAAUAUUAUUAACACUAAAAUCGCAGAAUUGACUAUAACAAUCAACGCGCUUAUCGACAAACAUACAACGAAAGACAAACUAUUGUUACAAGAAAUAGAUGCGAUUACUUUGCUUAUUUAUAUGGAUACGACGCAAAGAAUUCUAGAAGAUAUAGAAGAUGCUAUCCUGAAGACACGCGUUCAGCUAAUAAACAGCAAGUUACUAACGAUUAACGAAAUACUUGCAAUUGAGACAAUAAUCACCAACCAAGGUAUAAGAACUAGUUCCCCUGAAGAAUCAAUGAACUACGCGAUACCUAAAAUAGCAGUGAACAAGAAGAUGUUGCUAUACAUACUGGAGAUUCCCAAAGUCGAAGAUGUGUGUACAAUUUUCCAGAUCGAAUCACUCACAUUUAAAAAUUUAACGAUAAUCAAUACUCCAAAAUACAUCGUUAAAAAAGGAAGUGAAAUGUUCGAAACACUGAAGCCAUUCGAUAAAGUGCAAUUAGGUGAAUACCUCAAACCAUUCAGAGAUACUUGUUUGACAUCAAUGAUAGAAGGAAGAGAAAGUAAUUGCAACGCAAUAGAAGACUAUUCUACGUCAAUCAACCUCAUAUCGAUAAACAAGAUCCUGAUAAACAACGCAAAAAAUGCAGAAGUAAAAUCAAAUUGCGGACCGCAUGAUCGAAUACUUAGUGGAAAUUUCAUUCUCACUUUUAAUAAUUGCACAGUAAUAAUCAACAAUCAUACAUUCACAUUCCAAGAAACUAUCAAUGGUGUAAAAGAAAUGCAGGGCGCAUUACCGAAUCUAAAGCUGAAACUAAAUGUUAUUAUGAAGGAGCCCAAUAUCAACAAAAUCCAUAAUAACACUAUAACCAAUAGAAAAUAUUUGGAACACAUUGAACUAAAGCAGUUUUCGCAUUUGAAAAUUACAUUCAGCAUAUUCGGCGGAAUGUCUAUAACGAUAGCAAUUCUGAUGAUCGUUAUUAUAGUGUACAUAAAAACAAAAAAGUACACUAAUAUAACAAUAGAAUCAGCGAUCUUCAGAAGAUCACGCAAAGAGACCUCCAAACCAAGCCAAAAGUCCGAGGACGAACUUUGAUCUACCCCCGGAGGAGUUACAUGAUUGGGUAUCAUGAGUCACCAGCACCAUCGAUCGACCCCAACACCGUGAGCCCCUCCUUGGAAAGACCUUCGCAUAUCGAGAGGGAUAGUGUGUGGAAUGCAGCUACAUCCGUGAUAACAGAACUCCCUCAACAUCGCGAUCACCCUACAGGAAGAAACCGUCGUGGAAUGCAGAGACAUCCGCAGAAGCUACAAGUCUCCCCCAACAUCGCGAUCACCCCUAAAGGAUUGUGGAAUGCAGAGACAUCCGUAGAAGCUGCAAGUCUCCCCCAACAUCGUGAUCAACCCUAAAGGAUUGUGGAAUGCAGAGACAUCCGUAGAAGCUAGAAGUCUCCCCCAACAUCGCGAUCACCCCAACGGAAGCCGCCAUCGUGGAAUGCGGAUAUAUCGGAGUUCCCCCUCAACUGAUAGCGUAGUAGAUAGAAUCAUCGGCUAGGGCUAUAUAAGGCAGAGGUUAGGAACAAACAGUGGCUUAUUUCUCAAUUGUAUCUCGUAGACGUUGGUGAUAGGCUCAUGCGGAGUCUUAACAAUUAUAAUAAAAAGUUUUUUUUAUAAUAAUUACGGGACGACCCGCGUAAUUAUAUAUUUAUAAUA